Fusarium poae is the source of this 3441-nucleotide messenger RNA. RefSeq lists its product as uncharacterized. The coding region runs from base 1 to 3441 and encodes 1146 amino acids. The record is from RefSeq and is a predicted model, not a curated record. Gene Ontology annotation, molecular function: protein binding. The transcript has 2 exons. NCBI's taxonomy places the organism in Eukaryota, Fungi, Ascomycota, Sordariomycetes, Hypocreales, Nectriaceae.
AUGGAGGAUUCUUCACAGAAGCGCAUGAGCGUAUCGCGGCCGUCCAAGCUUCCCGUGCCUAGACCAACUUCUGGAAUCCCAAAGCCCACAUCUUCUCUACCCAGACCAACAUCAGUCAUCCGUGCCUCUCCUUCUAGGGAGAGUUUGGGUGGUGGUGAGCUAAGAAACCCAAAGCUUCGACCGUCCAUGUCAAGAGAUCAGCUACGAACAACCCAACCAGAUCUUCAACAGCGAGCUCAAAGGCUACGACCUACAGCUUCAAGAGAUCAACUCGUCGCACCUAGAUCAAGACAAACCUCGAUGAUCAACAGACCUCCUUCACAUAUAUCACCAGCAAAGCCUCCUCAACGAAUUACCUCUGCUGCGUAUCGACCGGUAGAUCGAGAAGCCGACAUUCUCGAAGAGCGAUCUACUACACCUGAAUUUGAUCCACCAGGCGGAGCUGUUGGGCAAUUCGAAGGAACCAUCUUCCCUCGUCAAUUGACUUUGACAAGAAGACCAUCAGAGUCUUUUGCUGUCUCUCCCCUUUACGAUCCACCCGACAACAUCUUCAACCCCAACCACACAAGACCUCGAACCGCUUCGACCGAUGAAGAUGAUAGAUCAGAUACACUCAGUGCUAGUUCUCGAAGGUCGAGACCUUCUCUAUCACAGAGGACCAUAGAGACACUUGCCAAUUCUUCUCCUGCAUUGAGAAAGACGUCAAACUUUUUUGAUCCCAACAUGACAGGACCGCGAUCAAGAGCUGAUAGUGGUGCUUCUCGACCUGGUUCCAGUUAUGCUUCAGAUGGGUCACUGAGACUCAGCCGACCAGGUUCUAGCUCCGGUCAAUCCGAUCAUGGCUUCCCAAACUUUAGAUCCUCGGCCAACAGCUUUAAAGCGCCGUUGGAACCCAUCGAUGGAACGCCUCGAAAACGGUCGGGUACUGUGAUAAGAACGACUCCCAAUACUCGAGCUGGAGCAUCCAAGCCACCACCUUUCGCCGACGCAAGAAGCCCAAGUCCCGGCAAGACAGCUGUGCCUACACCAAUGUCGGCUCCCAAGCCCCUGGCUAUUCGUCCGGCAAGCGCAAAGCCUCCUACCAAAAGCGUGUUCAAGAAGCCAUCUCUUCCUGCACUCAACAAAGCCUCUUUGCACGCGAGUUCUCCCCGACGUGGAUCUGUAAACUCGGCGUCAACUGCUUCCUGGGAUGGUACGAUUCCUUCAAGUGCAACCUCAGUGACAGGCGAGUCAGCGGAGCCUGGGACACCACCAUCAGCUCGCAAAUCUUCAGCUGCUCUUCGUGAGCAAAUCGCCAAGGCCAAGGCAGCCAAACGAGCACAAAUGAAACAAGCAGCUGAGCUCGCCCAAACACAAGAAGGAGAAGAGGCACCCAUCAUCCCCGAAGAUACGGGCUUCGACUUUGGCGUCAACAAUGAUGAUCCAUUCAAUCUGCGACAGGGAGAAGACCCCAAGAAAAAGGUCCUUCAGAACAGAGUCAGUGCUGCGAGGACUAGCGGACGGCUUAACAUCGCUGCCCUGCACUUGAAGGAGAUUCCUAUCGAGGUUCUCAAGAUGUACGACUUGGAGAGUAUUGGUACCUUUGACGGAAGCUGGGCGGAAAGUGUGGACUUGACACGCUUGGUCGCUGCUGAUAAUGAGCUUGAGGAGCUAGACGACUUUGUCUUUCCCGAUAGCGAGCCCUCGUCUUUUGACGAAGCUCAGGCUAGUCAGGGAAACAUCUUUGCUGGAUUGGAGACUCUCGAUAUGCAUGGCAAUCUUCUCGUCAACGUUCCUCUGGGUAUGCGUCGGCUGACUUGCCUGACUUCUUUGAACUUGUCUUCGAACCGUCUCACAAACAAUAGCCUCGACACGAUUUCGCAGGUCACUUCUCUUCGCGAUCUAAGACUCGCAAACAACCUUUUCUACGGCCCUCUGAACCCUGUACUGGCAGGUCUCAGUGAAUUGGAGAUUCUCGACAUACAUGGUAACAACAUCUCGGCGCUCCCUCCCAAGAUCGAGAACAUGUCACGUCUUCGUAUUCUGAACCUCAGCGAAAACAGCUUUGAGUCUUUGCCUUUUGACAGCCUUGCCACCCUUUCUAUCACAGAGUUGAACGUACGAAAGAACAAGCUGAAGGGUACUCUGAUUGAGGAGCGUAUCGGGUGUUUGCCCCAGUUGCAUACUCUGGAUGCUUCGGCAAACCAGCUGGAACGAUUGAUCCCGUUGGGUGCUGCCAUUGACUUCCCCGUUCUGCACUCCUUGUCGCUGUCGAUGAACAGAUUGCAGGGACUUCCAGACAUGACAUCAUGGGUCAGCCUGUUGACGCUUUCUGUGGAAGAGAAUAGCAUUUCAGGAAUUCCCAACAGCUUCAUGAGUCUGGAGAAGCUUCGCCACGCUGAUUUCUCUAGCAACGACAUCAGAGUGAUUCCUCCAGAGGUUUCCAGAAUGGACAAUCUGACCAUGAUUCGACUCAGCGGAAACCCUCUUCGUGACAAGAAGUUUCUCUCCAUCACUACCGAAGACCUCAAAGCUGUUCUUGCAAACCGCCUAGAUCCCCCACCUCCAUACCAGGAGCCAGUCGAUCAAGUUGGCAUUUUGGAUGUUUUAAAGGAUGCAAAGGAUUCGGACACAAAGCCCGCUUACGAUGAGGAAGAUUAUCAGUCGAACGAUAGCUUUGCUACACCUCCCACAAGCCCCAACCGAUCUCGUUCGCACACAGUAUCAAGCCGACGUUCCAGGUCGCACACUCUGUCCAACCAGACUUGGCCGGUGAAGCCCGGUGGUAUCUUGGAUAGAUCCCAAACUGAGUCUUCUUCGCUCCACCCUGUCGUUUGCGCAAAGGUGGCUGCUGAAAACCGUGUUCGCCAAAUCUUCCUCCAGAACAAUCUCUUUGCUACCCUACCCAACUCACUCAGCUUCUUUUCCGAGACACUGACUGCUUUGUCUUUGUCGCACAACCAGCUGGUCGGCGAGGCAUAUCUGACUGAGGAGCUAGAGCUGUUGGCCUUAAGAGAGAUCAACCUUGCAUCCAACCACAUCACCAAUCUUCGAGCACUCACUCAAUUCCUCCACGCGCCCAGCUUGGAGAAGAUUGAUGUUACAAUGAACCGUAUCAACGCGCUCCCAACAGACCUCAAAGAGGCUUUCCCAAAUCUUAAUGUUUUGCUCGCAAGCAACAAUCAUAUUGCCAACCUCGAGCCUGAGAUGAUCAAGGGCAUCACGACGGUUGAUGUAAGCAACAACGAUAUCUCAUUUCUCAACCCCCGUAUUGGUCUUCUUGGAGGUCCUGGUCCCGGAGGACUUCAGAGAUUUGAAGUCACGGGUAACCGAUUCAGGGUUCCUCGAUGGAAUGUAUUGGAGCGAGGCACUGAUGCUACACUGCGAUGGCUACGUGGACGUGUACCUGUUGCUGAGAUGGGCGCUUGGCAAGGAGAAGAGAAUGAACCCGAUGUUGAUUAA